Messenger RNA from Symphalangus syndactylus (siamang), 4327 nucleotides. It is a transcript of the gene EPN1, whose product is annotated as epsin 1. NCBI's taxonomy places the organism in Eukaryota, Metazoa, Chordata, Mammalia, Primates, Hylobatidae. The record is from RefSeq and is a predicted model, not a curated record. Gene Ontology annotation, biological process: endocytosis. Gene Ontology annotation, molecular function: clathrin binding; phospholipid binding. Gene Ontology annotation, cellular component: plasma membrane; endosome; clathrin vesicle coat.
GCCUGGGCCGCGGCGCGCGCGGGCUCGCGCCUGGCCAGUUGCGGGUGUCUCUGGCGGCCUUUGUGUCUCUGCUCCUGUGUCGGCCUUGACUGUCCCCGUGUCGGUUGUCUGUGCCUGUCUGUCUCUCUCUCGUGUCUGUGUGUCUGUCAGCGUCUGUUUCCUGUGGGCCUGUUUCAGUGAGCUUAGGAAAGGGUUUGGAGAUAGGAGUGUGUUUGUGUGUCUGUCCCGGAUCUCUUUCUCCUCUGUCAUGUCUGUGUCUGUCAGGAUUUUGUUCGUGUCUCGCUGAGUUUCCGAGUCUUCUUUUCCCUAGGUGUCUCUAGCCCUUCCCUGUGGGCUUUUCUGCCGAUGGUGCAAAUCUUACCCCCGCCCCGUCUUCGCAUCUGAGUUUUGCCCCCAUACCUAUCACCUCCAAUCCUGAAGUUUCUUUCCAGGAGUCUGUUACUUGGUCUAGAAUCUGCCCCUUUUCCCCAGUUUUCUGAGUCUCUGGUGUGGUGGUGAAGAGCCCCAGCCUUGGAUUCAGAGGCCCGGCUGCCUGCUAAGCUGUGUAAUAUUUGCUAGGUAAUAUUCUCUAUCUCAAAACCUCAGCUUCCUAGUCGUAGGAAAUCCGUAGUUCAUAGGCAUUCGUAGUUCCUACAUCAUAGGGUCCUUGUGCAUGGAAGUUGAGGUGAUGCUUGUAAAGCGCCUGAAGGUAUCUGACACAUAGCAAGUGUGUAAUUACUGGCAGCUCUGGUUUUUACUGUUAAAAUGCUUAGAAAUUUUUACACAGUAAGUGUUAGAUAUCGGUCGGUUAUUGGAGUACUCCUUGGAGAACUUUGCCAUAUCCUUUGUAUUCCUUUUAGUCUAAGAAUUCUCUUUGAACCAAUUUAAUUUGAAAUACAGUCUCAUUCUAAGCAGUAUCUGAGAAAUCUUAGCUUUGAUGUGCUAGUUGGGUAUUUUUUUCUAAUGCACGCCAAAUAAGUACAGAGUAUUAAGAUAGUGCAUUUUCUGCCGUCACCCUUUUGGAACUGUUCUCUGUUUUUUCUCUGAUAAUAAUAGCAGCCAGUGUUAUUGAGCGCCUGCUAUCUGUGGGGCACAGAGCCAAGCACUGUGUGUACCCAUCUUAUUUAAUCAACAGGCCUGCCAGGUAGGAAUUCUUUCAUUUCAGAGUUGAGCAAACUGUGUCUCAAGGAGGUGUGCGCUCCAGGUAGCUGAUGUGGCCAGGAUUUGAACCCACAUUUUAUAUUCUUUGCCAUUAGAUUCCAUUUUUCUUGUCUCUUAUUUCUCAGCGCCAGGUCUCUUUUUGUUUCUGGGCCUCUGUCUUUCCUCCUUGGCCUCCUGCCUCCCUGUCUUCCCAUGUUCUUGUAUCUGCUGCUGCUUGUAUCUUUCUUACUGUGUCUCUGCCUAGCUCCCUCUGCCCGGGUUUUUAUGUGUCUCUUUCUGUCUCUAUUUCUUGUCAGUCCCCUUCUCUGUAUUUGUUAUAUCAUCUCUUCAUCUUAAUGUGUCAGGCCGGGGCUGUUUUGGGACUCUGGAGAGUUACUUUUUAACUAGCUACAUCUGUCUUCAGGUGCCUGGCUCUCUGGCCUGAGUUCGAAGCAGAGGCCAGCCUCUCUCAGUCAUCCCUAUCUCUCCUGCGCUUAUGUCAUGGUGGGGCUUUGAAAAUCUCCCUCUGUGGCUUGUUGGAGCCGCAUAGAUGGGUGAUCAGAGCUGGCUCUGGAACCAGGUUACUGCAGGAGUGAGUUGUGUGUCCCUGGACAAGGGGCUGAACCUCUGUGUCUCAGUUUCCACCCUGUGAGGUGGCUGUGAAUCAUGGGGUUCUUUUAAGGAUUAACAGUUAAUACAUGUAAAGUGCUUAACACAGUGCCUGGCAUGGGAUAAGAGCAGUGCGAGUGUCUGCUGGUGUCAUCAUCAUUUACUUGACUCUCCUGUUUCUCAUCACCAGUCUUGGGAUGGGUUAAUUUAGGUUAAUUUAAAAGUAUGAGUUUUGGAGUUCAGGUGGGCCUUGGGUUGAGUCUGCCCUGCCAUUCCUGGUGUGUGACCUUGGUUGAAUUAUUUAACUUCCAGGACCCCAGGCUCUGCAUGCAGUGUUGAAAAAGAGGUCCUGUUCCCCUCUCAGAUGCGGUGACCUGCCAGCACCUGCCGCAGCCUUCAUCCGGGAGUCGCCCCAUCUCUCCACGCAUCAGGGGCCUUGUGCCCCUUGCUGCUGCAGCCGGGCACCAUGUCGACCUCGUCCUUGAGGCGCCAGAUGAAGAACAUCGUCCACAACUACUCAGAGGCGGAGAUCAAGGUUCGAGAGGCCACGAGCAAUGACCCCUGGGGCCCAUCCAGCUCCCUCAUGUCAGAGAUUGCCGACCUCACCUACAACGUUGUUGCCUUCUCGGAGAUCAUGAGCAUGAUCUGGAAGCGGCUCAACGACCAUGGCAAGAACUGGCGGCACGUCUAUAAGGCCAUGACGCUGAUGGAGUACCUCAUCAAGACCGGCUCGGAGCGCGUGUCGCAGCAGUGCAAGGAGAACAUGUACGCCGUGCAGACGCUGAAGGACUUCCAGUACGUGGACCGCGACGGCAAGGACCAGGGUGUGAACGUGCGUGAGAAAGCUAAGCAGCUGGUGGCCCUGCUGCGGGACGAGGACCGGCUGCGGGAAGAGCGGGCGCACGCACUCAAGACCAAGGAAAAGCUGGCACAGACUGCCACGGCCUCAUCAGCAGCUGUGGGCUCGGGCCCCCCUCCCGAGGCGGAGCAGGCGUGGCCGCAGAGCAGCGGGGAGGAGGAGCUGCAGCUCCAGCUGGCCCUGGCCAUGAGCAAGGAGGAGGCCGACCAGCCCCCGUCCUGCGGCCCCGAGGACGACGCCCAGCUCCAGCUGGCCCUUAGUUUGAGCCGAGAAGAGCAUGAUAAGGAGGAGCGGAUCCGUCGCGGGGAUGACCUGCGGCUGCAGAUGGCAAUCGAGGAGAGCAAGAGGGAGACCGGGGGCAAGGAGGAGUCGUCCCUCAUGGACCUUGCUGACGUCUUCACGGCCCCAGCUCCUCCCCCGACCACAGACCCCUGGGGGGGCCCAGCACCCAUGGCUGCUGCCGUCCCCACGGCUGCCCCCACCUCGGACCCCUGGGGCGGCCCCCCUGUCCCUCCGGCUGCUGAUCCCUGGGGAGGUCCAGCCCCCACGCCGGCCUCUGGGGACCCCUGGAGGCCUGCUGCCCCUGCAGGACCCUCAGUUGACCCUUGGGGUGGGACCCCAGCCCCCGCAGCUGGGGAGGGGCCCACGCCGGAUCCAUGGGGAAGUUCCGAUGGUGGGGUCCCGGUCAGUGGACCCUCGGCCUCCGAUCCUUGGACACCCGCCCCGGCCUUCUCAGAUCCCUGGGGAGGGUCGCCUGCCAAGCCCAGCACCAAUGGCACCACAGCAGCCGGGGGAUUCGACACGGAGCCUGACGAGUUCUCUGACUUUGACCGACUCCGCACGGCGCUGCCGACCUCCGGGAGCAGCGCAGGGGAGCUGGAGCUGCUGGCAGGAGAGGUGCCGGCCCGAAGCCCUGGGGCGUUUGACAUGAGUGGGGUCAGGGGAUCUCUGGCUGAGGCUGUGGGCAGCCCCCCACCUGCAGCCACACCAACUCCCACGCCCCCCACCCGGAAGACGCCGGAGUCAUUUCUGGGGCCCAAUGCGGCCCUCGUCGACCUGGACUCGCUGGUGAGCCGGCCGGGCCCCACGCCGCCUGGAGCCAAGGCCUCCAACCCCUUCCUGCCAGGCGGAGGCCCAGCCACUGGCCCCUCCGUCACCAACCCUUUCCAGCCCGCGCCCCCCGCGACACUCACCCUGAACCAGCUCCGUCUGAGUCCUGUGCCUCCCGUCCCUGGAGCGCCACCCACGUACAUCUCUCCCCUUGGCGGGGGCCCUGGCCUGCCCCCCAUGAUGCCCCAGGGCCCCCCGGCCCCCAACACUAACCCCUUCCUCCUAUAAUCCAGGGCAGAAGGGGGCCUGGCUCCAUCCGGCUGCCCCAUUCUGGCUCCCUGGGAGAUCAGUGUUGUGAGUGCAUGUGAAAUGGGGGAUCGCCGCCCCCAGUGCCCUUCCCCUUCCUGGGGCCCACUCACACUACACCCUCUUCCUUUCCCACCCCACCUCUCUGGAGAGAAACUGGACAUGGGGCCUGGGGAGGGGAGCUGGCCAGAGGAGGACUCCUUUCCCGUGGCAUUAGAAGGGGGAGGGGUGGCUGGGGCCCCCACCCAUUCCCCCUCCCUCCAAACUCCCAACCCCCAGUCAGUGUUUGAGCCUCCUCGUUCCCCUCACGCACCCCCUCACGCACCCUCGGUGAAUCCUUGGUGAUGAUUUUGGCAACUUUGGGAAUAAAUGGCAAUUCCCACA